Galendromus occidentalis (western predatory mite) is the source of this 3939-nucleotide messenger RNA. It is a transcript of the gene pic, whose product is annotated as DNA damage-binding protein pic. Gene Ontology annotation, molecular function: nucleic acid binding; protein binding. The record is from RefSeq and is a predicted model, not a curated record. Gene Ontology annotation, cellular component: nucleus. The transcript is spliced from 9 exons. NCBI's taxonomy places the organism in Eukaryota, Metazoa, Arthropoda, Arachnida, Mesostigmata, Phytoseiidae. Bases 72 to 3530 code for a protein of 1152 amino acids.
AGAAAAAGUGCACUGAGCUCUAUGUGAAAGCCGCUCCUCUUGAAGAAGCAAAGGCAACGCCCUCGACCAUCAUGUCGUACAAUUACAUUGUCACGGCACACAAGCCGACGGCCGUGACUGGCUGUCUAACAGGAAACUUCACGACUCCUACGGAUCGGAAUCUGAUUGUUGCCAAAAAUACACGGCUAGAGAUCCUCACCAUAACAGAGGAGGGCCUCAAACCUAUCAAAGAGGUCAAUAUCUACGGACGCAUCUCCGUAAUGAAGAAAUUCCGAUAUCCGAAUGAGAGUAAAGACUUGCUCUUCUUCUUGACGGACAAGUACAACGUAGCAAUCCUCGAGUUCUCAGCUGAAUCGUCGGAGAAUUUCGAAGUCAUCACUCGAUCUCACGGAUGUGUAUCAGAUCCUUACGCGCGGCCAUCAGAAGCUGGGAAUCUCGUCGUAGUCGAUCAACCGAAAGCUCGUGUUAUUGCCCUUCGCCUCUAUGAUGGUCUGCUGAAGAUGAUUCCUCUGAAUAGAGAGGCGAAAGAGCUCCGGUCGUACAACAUCCGCGUCGAGGAAGCCCAAAUAACUGAUAUGUGCUUCUUGUCGUCGUCGUCUUCCGAUCCAGUUCUAGCGAUUGUUUAUGAAGAACAGCAGACACGUCACAUGAAGACCCACGUCAUCGCUCUGCGGGACAAAGAACUCAUGAAGGGUCCUUGGGGUCAACGGAACCUCGAUCUCGAAGCGGAUAUGCUUAUCCCCGUCGAAGACACAGAAACUGGAGUUAUCAUUGUUGGGGGCGAAACCAUAGUCUAUCACUAUGGCCAAGACUAUAUCUGUAUCCAACCGUCGUUUUUGAGGACCACCAAAAUAUCUUGCUACUGUCGAAUCGACAACAACAGAUUCAUCCUUGGAGGCAUAUGUGGACGACUGUUCAUCCUGACGUUGCGACGUGAGAACAAGAAAGUCGUCUCGCAUUCCCUCGAUCUUCUAGGCAGCGUCAGCAUACCCGAGUGCUUAUCAUAUCUCGACAACGGCGUGGUAUUCGUUGGCUCGAGGCUAGGAGAUAGUCAGCUCAUCCGGAUGCACGCGCAAGAGCCCUUCAUCGAAGUUUUAGAAUCGUACACGAAUCUCGGCGCGAUUCUCGACAUGAUUGUGGUCGAUCUGGAGAAGCAGGGCCAAGACCAGUUAAUCACAUGCUCCGGUCAGGGGGCGUGCGGUAGCCUGCGCAUCAUUCGCAAUGGUAUCGGAAUUCACGAACUGGCCUGUGUGGAGCUGAGCGGCAUCAAAGGAAUUUGGGCGCUUCGGAUGAAUACGGCGCAGUUAGAGGAAGACACACCCACGGAUGAUACCCUGGUGUUAUCGUUUGUGGGACAAACUCGAGUUUUCAACUGCAGUUCAACCGAGGAAUUGGAACAGGUCACCCUCCCGGCGGCAUUUGACAUAGACAGUCAGACUUUCUGCGCGAGAAACGUCCUCGGCAACCAAGUCAUCCAGGUCACAGACAAGAGGGUCAACCUGAUAUCUGUCACGAGCAAAACCCGGGUAGAUCAAUGGUUCCCGCCGGAAGGGGAGAUCAUCACGCAAUGUGCGUGCAACGAUGUCCAGGUAGCCUUGGCUCUCAAAAACGUUCUCGUUUACCUGGAAAUCAGGGAUGGGAGUCUCACAGAGAUCAAGCGAACAAGGCUCGAGUACGAGAUCGCUUGCAUGGAUCUCAACACACUCGAUAAGGAGGGCGAUCAGACGUCGAUCAUCACAGUUGGCCUCUGGACAGACGUAUCGAUACUGGUGCUGAGUUUGCCGGACCUUGAACAACUCUUUCGGCAAGAGUUGCCCAAGGACGUCAUACCACGAUCAGUCCUGAAAAUAACGUUCGAAGGCUCGACGGAUUACCUUCUCUGCACGCUGGCCGACGGCUCUCUCUUCUAUUACCACCUAGCAAGUACCGGUGAGCUGACCGGGCAGAAGAGGGUGACGCUCGGAACUCAGCCUACGACCCUGCGUAAAUUUCGCUCGCAGAGAACGUGGAGUGUGUUUGCCUGCUCGGACAGACCCACCGUCAUAUACUCCUCGACCUCGAAACUUGUCUUCAGCAAGGUAAACUUGCGUGAAGUCAAGCAUAUGUGCUCAUUCAGUUCGGAAGCCUUCCCGGACUCGCUCGCGCUAGCGUCCGAAGAUGAGUUUGUGAUUGGAACAAUAGACGCGAUCCAGAAACUGCAUAUCCGGACCGUUCCCUUGGGCGAGUCGCCUAGACGCAUCGCUUACCAGGAGGAGACUGGGACCUUCGGCGUCAUCGUGAGCCGAUCGGAUAUGGCGUGCUCGACUCGAUGCGCCAGUUUGGACGCUCCGAAUAAAUCCAAUGCGAGUCCCUACGCCUGGCAUAAGGAUUUCAGCAGUUUCGGUCACACUCAAUGUGCUGAUCGCGUCGACUCCGGCAUCCCCUCCUGCUCGAGUACAUCUCUCCAGCGUCCCCCGAGCGGAUGCGACGAAACAUUCUCGUUGCUGAUCAUCGAUCAGAACACGUUCGAAGUUCUCCACGCAAUGCAGUUCUGUCCAAAUGAAUACGGGGUUUCAAUUUGUUCCGCUAAGCUCGGCAGCGAUCCAAACCCGUACUAUAUCGUUGGAACAGCGUUCAUCAACCAAGAGGAGUCAGAACCGAAAGUCGGUCGGAUUUUCGUGCUGAGAUGGCAUGACGGCAAACUUGAAACCAUAGCGGAGAAAGAAGCCGCGGGAGCCCCGUACAGCAUUCGAGAGUUCCAUCAGAAACUGGCGAUCGCAAUAAACUCAACAGUGAGACUCUAUUCGUGGAACGCGGAAAAGGAUCUUCAGAGCGAGUGCACACCUUUCUUCAACAUCGUCAUAUUACAUCUGAAAUGCCUCGGCGAUUAUAUUCUGGUGGGGGAUCUGAUGCGCUCGAUGACGCUGCUCAACUACAACGCAGAUAUUACCUCACUCGAAGAGAUAGGCAGGGACUAUCAGACGAACUGGACAACAGCCGUCGAAAUCCUCGAUGAGGACACCUUCCUCGCAGCCGAGAGCAACUUGAAUCUCUACGUUUGCAAACGGGACCCGUCGGCGGCCGACGACACCCGACAGCAUAUGCAUGAAGUGGCGCUCUACCACUUGGGUGAAAUGGUCAACGUUAUCGUCAAGGGUAGCCUCGUCAUGGCGCAGCCGGGAGACAUGCCUCUUCCUUUGAAUAAGAGUUUCCUUUACGGAUCGCUCCACGGAGCUGUCGGAGUAAUCGUGCCCAUAAAGCAGGAACUGUACGCGAUCUUGAACCAGAUUCAGACUAACCUGGCCAAAACUAUCAAGUCUGUCGGCAAAAUAGAACACGGCUUCUGGCGUACCUUCCUAGCCGAGCGGAAGAUCGAGCCCGCCACCGGCUUCAUCGACGGAGAUCUCAUCGAACAGCUCCUCGAUCUUCCGAAAGAAGCGCUUGAAAGCGUGAGUCAGUCGAUCAAGGUCGAUGAAGAAGGCGGUCACCAGCGUAACAUGACGCCCGAAGACCUCGUGAAGCUCGUCGAGGACUUGACAAGAAUACACUGAAAAUAGAGUUCGUUAUGAGCAUGGAUCGGUGAUAACGGGAGUCCGACAAGCCAAUUGUAAAUGAUCCACGCCGGAUCGGCAUCGCCGAUACGCUGAGCCUUGGAGCACAAUAUUCUUUCACGGCAUUCGUCUCAUUGUUGCGGAUCGCUCCAUCCUUUCUGAGCGUUUGUAUUAGUCGAACUCCAGUGCUGGCCGAGGUUCCGCCCAGCUCCGGUUGAGAAAUGUGGGGAGGUCCUUCGCCUUGGGUCAUUCCGGGCUGGGGAUUGUCGGCAUCAUCGGCAUUGGGAAAAAAGCGAAGUCCGACGGAACUCACUCGAAGCGAAGAUUACUCCUCUUCAUCGAAUUCUUACUUUUUACUUUGUAUAUAGGAGAGCGAAAAAUAAAAUUUCCUGGCGGAUUCCGCGUCCGA